AUGGCUGCCUUGCUCUUGCGCAACACGACCGGUGGCAUCCGUUGCUUGACAAAGGGUUCGGCCUUCAUCAGCACUACCACGACUAUCUCGUCCAGUCAUGGCUUCGGUCUUCUCGCCAAAUACCGCCGGUCUUAUAGCACAACCAUCAGCCAAGAUCUGUUGAACAAAAAGGUCCAGGUCUAUCAGUCCACUUCCAAGGACCCAUACUUGAACCUCUCCAUCGAGCAUCACCUCCUCCAACACUCACACCCAGAAUCUUACGUCCUCUUUCUCUACAUCAAUGAUCCUUGCGUUGUCAUUGGACGUAACCAAAACCCAUGGCUUGAAGUCAACUUGCCUGCUCUGCAAGAAGCAGAGGACAUCAAACUCGUUCGUCGCCGCUCCGGUGGUGGUACCGUCUUUCAUGACCAUGGCAAUGUGAACUGGAGCGUCAUCUGCCCACCCGCUGUCUUCGACCGAGACAGGCAUGCCGAGAUGGUUGUCCGGGCGCUCAAGGAUCUGGGGGUUACCACCGCCAAGGUCAACGAGCGUCACGACAUCGUUAUUGCCGGUGACGGAAGGGGCAACGGACAGGACAUCUUCAAGGUCUCUGGGUCCGCCUACAAGCUUACCAGGUUGAGAUCACUUCACCAUGGGACAUGUCUUCUCAACUCCCCACGGUUGAAGAAUAUUGGCAAAUUCCUGAGAAGUCCUGGUGAGCCGUACAUCAAGGCCAGGGGUGUGGAGAGUGUGAGAUCGCCAAUUCGGAACGUUGAUGUCGAUACGGAGGAAUUCACCAAGGGCGUUGUGGAUGAGUUCCUCGCCAUGUACGAAGAGCAGUGUGGUGAAGAUGUAAAAGUAAACCGUGUUGGGGAGGAGGACAUGAAAAACAUGGACAAUAUCCGCAAGGGUAUGGACGAGUUGACGUCUAUUCCGUGGAUAUACGGCCAAACACCCCAGUUCACCUUCUCUUCUCGCCCAACCGAAGAUGACCCAAGGGAACGCCCACCUCUGGACUUUGAGGUACAGUCAGACUUCAACAUUCAGUUCACCCUCCGCCAUGGUGAGAUUCAGACCGCCAAUGUUUCUGGUCUCAAGUACGAAGGCCCCGCUAUAGACGGGGACUUUUACGAUGGAGUGGUCAGCCAGACCUUGGCCAAGGGUUCAGAAGAUGACAGUGCUGUUAAACUGUACGAGAUCAAGGACUGGGCGACAGUUCUCAAGUCGGCUACCGCCGAGCAGGCAUUCAAGGUGUCUGAUUCUUCCCUGAACAGCAUCUCUCAGUGGUUGAACAAGGUGUUUCCCGGGAACCACUUUCGAUAACCCUUGCAGUGAUGUCAAGGAGGGUGACGACGGAGAUGGUAGGAUUGUACAAGCGACUGCUAUUCGACUGGAGAGAAACUCACCGUAUCCCGAGAGGUAGCUAUACUAGUGGAAUGUCGUUGUCAGUAGGAGAAGGAUCAGAACGUAUACAGCUGGAGAUUUGUACAAUAUACAUGCACAUAUCACAUGGC
Messenger RNA from Neurospora tetrasperma FGSC 2508, 1493 nucleotides. RefSeq lists its product as uncharacterized. Lineage: Eukaryota; Fungi; Ascomycota; Sordariomycetes; Sordariales; Sordariaceae. The record is from RefSeq and is a predicted model, not a curated record. Gene Ontology annotation, molecular function: lipoyltransferase activity. Bases 1 to 1302 code for a protein of 433 amino acids. Gene Ontology annotation, biological process: protein lipoylation. The transcript is spliced from 3 exons. Gene Ontology annotation, cellular component: mitochondrion; cytoplasm.